AUGCCUGCACCAGGCGAUCAACAUCGAAGCGAUGCCGCCAAUCCAUUCGAAGAAAUAAAACCUCGCAUCAACGAAUAUACAGCACAGCAGAUCGCCACACUCCAAGCCCGCCUCCAGAGGCAGCUCGGCCCCGAGUACAUUUCCUCCCGUGCGGGACCCUCCGGCACGAAGGUACACUAUAUCACCUCCGAGAAAUGCAUCGCGCUCGCCAACGAAAUAUUCGGGUUCAACGGCUGGUCAAGUUCGAUUCAGAACAUCACGGUCGAUUUCGUCGAUGAGCACCCGCAAACACUACGAGUAAGCCUGGGUCUAUCCGUCGUCGUCAGGGUGACCUUGCGGGAUGGCACGUAUCACGAGGACAUUGGGUACGGCAAUAUAGAGAAUUGCAGAGGAAAGGCGUCGGCAUUUGAGAAGGCAAAGAAACAGGCCACGACGGACGCGUUGAAAAGGGCGCUGCGAAAUUUCGGAAACGUGCUGGGCAACUGCAUAUACGACAAGGACUAUCUAUCCAAGGUCAUCAAAGUCAAGAGUACACCGGCCAAGUUUGACGAGAACAACCUCCACCGCCACUCUGAUUUUGUGAAGAAAGAAAAGCAACCGGAAGUGGAUUUGGAGUCGAUAGAUGCAGACUUCUUUGAGGACUUUGGAGACUUUGACGAAGCAGACUUUUGCAUGGCCGAAGAGGGCCACCCGGAUGAGGUUGUCCUCACGAACCAGAGCGCUCCAUCCGCUCAGAAUAAGCCGCCAGAGCCCGUGAAUAGACCCCCACAAACUCCGAAUCACGCCAACCGACCAACGGGCCCCGUACCUGGUCCUUCUGGCGGGUUUCGACAGAACCCGCCUCAGGGACCCCGAGACCGAUAA
Parascedosporium putredinis is the source of this 864-nucleotide messenger RNA. NCBI's taxonomy places the organism in Eukaryota, Fungi, Ascomycota, Sordariomycetes, Microascales, Microascaceae. The record is from the annotation of a GenBank genome assembly.